AUGUCGAUCAUCCCGACCGGCCCUAUGGCCAUCAGCACAGGAACCAACAAGGAGUUGGCGGAGCUCCAAGAGCCCGACAAACUCCGCCAAAUGUCGCAGAGCGGCGCCCACCCGGGUAUCCGUCAACGUCUCUGGGGUCUCGAGGCCCGUCUGGACCCUACCGUCACCUUCGAAGAAUACAGCUUCUGGGCCAAGAUCGAACGUGAGAUGGAGGCCAUUGAAUACCGCCGAUAUAUGGCCAAGCUCAAGGGCACCGGCGUGAUGGGUUACCUCAAGGCCUAUUUCAGCAACACCACCGAACUUGAUGCUUCCAGCAUAACCGAGUCUCACGAAGAAGUGACACACGAGAGCGCCCAGGUCGAAAAGGAGAAGGAGAAGGACGGCGUUGUUGCCAGUAGCGACUCUGGGAUGACCCCAAUCGGACCCUCGAGCACUCAAGACAUGGACGCUGAAUGGCGACGCGCCGCCCGCGCCCUCCGAACAACGGGCUGGAUCACCAUCUUCUACCUGAUCACCACCGAUAUUCUCGGUUGGAGUCAGACUCCGUACGUCUUCGCCAGUGUUGGGUAUGGGCUCGGUGUCGGCAUUUUCGUGCUCUUUGGCAUUGCCGCCGUCUGCUCGGGUUUGAUGAUCUGGAAGGUCUUCCUUGCUCUCGACUCUUCACGCUACCCCAUGUUGAGCUUCGGUGACCCUUUCUUCCGUCUCUUCGGCCCCAAAACCCGGAACUUCAUCAACGUUACCCAAGCCUUUCAGAUGUGGUGCUCUGUCUGCGUAGUGCUCAUGGGCAACUCGCAGAUAUUGUCACAGCUGGCUGACGCCAAGGUCUGCUAUAUCGCUAUCGUCAUCAUCAACAUGGUCAUUGGUAUGGCUUCGGGCUGGCUGCGAUCGCUGAAGCACCUUGGUUGGUUGUGCAACUUUGCCGUCUGGAUCAACAUUGUCAGCUUCAUCAUCAUCUGUGCGGCCGCUGCCAUGCACGGCCCGGACCCUACCGUCGCCCUCCAAACCACCCUCCUGAAAAAGUUUGACCCCGUCAAAACCUUUAUUGGAACCCCGCCGGCCGAAUAUCAGCAGCAGUCAACCAACCUGUUUGCGGCACAAUUCAAUGGUAUCGACACCAUCGUCUAUGCCUACUCUGGGGCUCUUCUCUUCGUAGCAUUCCUGUCUGAAAUGCGUCAUCCCAUGGACUUCUGGAAGGGCUGUCUCCUUGCUCAAGUCUUCAUCAUGGUGGUGUACGUCUUCUUCGGCGCCUUCGUUUACACCUACCUAGGUCAAUAUUCCAUCACCAGCAUUACCCAGGUUGUCAGCCCCUAUGGUCUGCAACUUGUCAGCAAUAUCCUCGCGUUGGUCACCGGUUUCCUCGCCAUCUUCCUGUAUUUCAACAUCGGCAUGAAGACGGUCUACCUGGAAGUUGGUCAGGAAAUCUGCGGACUGCCACCCAUCAGCACGAAGAAGGGAUACUAUUUCUGGCUGGCUCUCGGACCCGUAUACUGGAUCAUUGCCUUGGUGCUUGCCGUUUCCGUUCCCAACUUCACCGCCAUCACCAACCUCAUCGGUGGCUUGCUCAGUCUCAACUUCACCUAUAGUAUCCCUGCCAUCAUGUACGUGACCUGGGCUAUCCAGAAUGCUGCCGCUCUGCCAGGCGAGGGCUUCGAUCCAUACACCGGUGUCACCACUCGUCAUGACGAGGGCUGGCCGCGAUACAUGCGUGGUUUCCGCAAGAGCUGGUGGUACACUGUUCCAUCAAUCCUGUUCGCCCUGGGCGGGUUGGCCUCUUCGGGCAUGGGUUCUUGGUCGGCUAUCCAAUCUCUCAAGGAGAUCUUCGGCCCUGGUGGCACUAUCCAGACAUCUUGGAGCUGCACUGCUAUCGGUUAA
Messenger RNA from Fonsecaea erecta, 1872 nucleotides. RefSeq lists its product as hypothetical. Gene Ontology annotation, cellular component: vacuolar membrane. The record is from RefSeq and is a predicted model, not a curated record. Gene Ontology annotation, biological process: amino acid transmembrane transport. The transcript has a single exon. Bases 1 to 1872 code for a protein of 623 amino acids. NCBI's taxonomy places the organism in Eukaryota, Fungi, Ascomycota, Eurotiomycetes, Chaetothyriales, Herpotrichiellaceae. Gene Ontology annotation, molecular function: amino acid transmembrane transporter activity.